AUGGAAAGAGAUGUCCUCAAUGCCAUUCUAGGCUCGUAUUCGAAAAUAUUAAACGAAAUAUCGGAAAUUAAGAAGAUGAUUGCUGCAGGCCGAAAUGACAGUGAAGGCAAGAGGAAUAUGAUGCUGGAGUCAUUCAUUCUAAAUUCGCAAUUUAGCAAAGAAAAUACACAGAAGCAUAUCAAAGAGCGUAUUAGUGACCGCAAUGAACCUAAAGGCAAUAGUGUUAAGCAGGAUAAGAUAAACGAGCGUACCGAAGACUACCAUAAUAUCAGCAAAAGACGGGUAAGUAGCAUAACAGGCAGCAAUAGCCAGAGCCAGACAGGCAAUCUAAGCAUGACACACGACCGAAUACCAACAAAAUGCAGCACGCAAUCCAAUUAUAAGAAUUAUAAGAGCUUUGAUCCCGAUAGAGGCUUUGAAAUUGAAAAGUGUCUUUCGCAAAGAGCUGAUAACAAAGUGGAUCUGCAGGACUAUCCAUCGCAAGGCAGGGGAAAGUUCAGGAAGAGAUCAAAAAUUCAAGAAAGCUAUAACUGCAAUAGAAACGAAAAGAAUGGCUGGGAAUUUUUCAAUAAUCUUGAAAAGGAAAUUGAAGAAGCACUAUGA
This is a messenger RNA of Vittaforma corneae ATCC 50505, 603 nucleotides long. RefSeq lists its product as uncharacterized. The record is from RefSeq and is a predicted model, not a curated record. NCBI's taxonomy places the organism in Eukaryota, Fungi, Microsporidia, Nosematidae. The transcript has a single exon. The coding region runs from base 1 to 603 and encodes 200 amino acids.